AUGCCGCCAAUAUGUGUAAUCCUCAGGAAUGGAAUGGAAACUAAUUUGGAAGAGUUUCGUAUUGAAAGUAUGAGAAAAUCUUCAAAAAAAAAGUCAAUCAUGAUUUCUUCCAUUAAAAAGAAGGUUGCACUACUUAAAUUGAGAUCCAUUCAAGAGAGUAAUGCCAGUGGAAGUGAUCAUGAAACUUUUUAUCAAAUUCGAAACCAGCGGUCUCCCCGAAGAAGAGAAAUUUCGAAUAAUAAUUUAACAACUUUACACUCGGCCGAAUCAUUCAACAGCGUUGAAGGAAGUGUUGCAUCUGGUGAUUGUUGUAGUGGAAAUUCACAUAGUAGUAUUGGAAACCUUUCUCCUGUUCAAUUAAUGCCAAUGAGUCCAAGGUUUCUUGGUCAACUUUCGCCAACACUUUCUCCAAGAUUUUCUACGGGGAUUCCUUCACCUAGACUUUCAGUGCAAUCGAGUGCAUUGCAAGUGUAUCAGAGUCAUAUUAGAUUUAUUUUCCUUGCUAGUGGAGAAUCUGGACGAAAGACCUUGUCGAAACUUAUUCGAUACAAUUUGGAGCCUGAAGUUAUUGAAAAACAAGCAUUUGAUUUAAAUCAAAGUUAUUCUACAUUAUAUUUCUUUUUCAGCAAUACAAUAAUUUUGUUAGAACAAUUCUACCAAAUGUUAUUCGAAUUGAAAUUUCCAAAUCAGUGCAUUAAUGAACUUCCACCAAUUUUGGCCAAUGUUGAACCACAAAUAAUUCAGGAAAUUUUGAAAGAUUUAAAGGAAAUUGAGGAUAUUCCAAUGGAUAGAGAAUUUUCAGUGGAUCAAGUGAACAAACUUUCGAAUAACAUUCCAAUGGCUUCGAAUUGCAAAGUUGUUCUCAAACUAAUCACAAAACAAGUUUACAAUAAUUUAAUUUUAUUCUUUGAAAGGCAAGAUGUUAAAUUAUUAAUCAGGAAAUAUCAUGACCUGCUGCAAACUCAACAACAUGGAACAAUUUUUGAUAGAAUUGAAAUUUUAAAAUCAGUUUCACAUGAAACUUUGUGUGAAAUAUUGGAGAAACCUUCGAAUAGUUUUACGAAAGAGGAAGAAGAGUUGAUUUUGAGAUUAUUCUUCAUUUCUAGACAGAAAUUGACAGGAUGUUCACAAUUUACACUUCAAUUAGGACCUCACAAACUUUCUUUCUGUCUAGUUGCUGGUCAGAGAGCAGAACGAAAGAAAUAUCCUCGAUAUAUGGAACAAGGUUUCGAAUAUGUCAUUUUCUGCAUGAAUUUAUCAGAAUAUAAUAGAAACUUGUACGAAAAUGAUACAAUUACUAGAUUUAGAGAUACAAUCUACAUGGCUCACGAAUAUUGCUGUCAAGAUUGUAAGAAAUAUGGAAAUAUGAGUGUCAUUCCAGUUUUCACACACUUAGAUCAAUUGAUGAGACAAAUUUAUUAUGGAAAUGUGCCAAAUUCAGCAAAUGUUUGGAUUCCAAUGUGUGAAGAAAUUGCAAAACUUCACAAUUCAAGGAGAUCUAAUGUUAUGGAUUUUAUCUUUUCGAGUUUGAUUCCUGUUAAGGAAGUUUUGAACAAGUUGAAAUAUUUUGCAUUUAUUGUUGGUUAUCCGAAAGAGGAAUUUGAAAUGAAACUUGAAAAGGAAAGAAGUGAAAUGCAACUGUUUAUUGAACCUCCUCCAGUUGAAAUUAAGAAAUCUUUGAGGAUUAAUGAGAAUGUGAAACUUUCGUAUUAUGAUUGGAGAGUUAUUUCUCAAUUUUUACAACCGAGAGAAUUAAUCAAAUUAUCAGAAACGUGCAAACCACUUCAUCAAUUAACUUCUGAAGAUUAUUAUUGGCAACCUGCUGUCAAAUCAUCGUUUGGCAUUGAUACUGCAAUUACAAUUUGUGGAGAUGGAGCCAAUUUUUUACAAACGGAAGGAUUUAAACAAUUCAUUCAAUAUUAUCAAGAAUGGGAACCACCAUUGGAAGAAACUGAUUCGGAUAACUAUAUUUCUGAUUGGAAGUGCUCAUACAAGUGGUUCUAUUUAUUUGGUUGGAGUUGUGUAAAGAUUCAAAAGUUGUUAUAUUCCAUUGUAUUGACAAAGAGUGUUGAUGGCGUUGUGGACAAAGGUGAAAUGGUUAACAAUUGUAAGGUUGCCCUAUCGUUGGACUUGAGUGAUUGGAAAUUGGCUGCACAAACAAUUGAAAGAUCCAAUCUUUACAAUAAAUUUGUUUGA
Molecule: messenger RNA, 2196 nt
Organism: Naegleria gruberi
Lineage: Eukaryota; Heterolobosea; Eutetramitea; Acrasida; Naegleriidae
Exons: 1
Coding region: 1-2196 (731 amino acids)
Biological process (GO): G protein-coupled receptor signaling pathway
Molecular function (GO): guanyl nucleotide binding; G-protein beta/gamma-subunit complex binding; protein binding
Source: RefSeq, a predicted model, not a curated record